AUGGCAUCCGCAAAGCCUCUCAGCAUGCUCGUGGUCCGGAGCCGUCCGGCCGCGACGCUGUCUACGACCCUCCGGCCACUGGGCCCCUCGCCCGUCCGCCUCUUCUCGACGACGGGACUUCGAUCCGCCACGCCCUCAGGACCACCUCCCCCAGGCUUCCGGCUGCCCAAGGCGGAGCGCUGGGACUCGACCCGCGAGAGCACCAUGGACCGCGUGGGCAAAUACUUCCUCCUGACCGAGAUGGCGCGGGGCAUGUACGUCGUGCUUGAGCAAUUCUUCAGACCACCAUACACUAUCUACUAUCCAUUCGAGAAGGGUCCCAUCUCUCCUCGGUUCCGCGGUGAACACGCCCUCCGUCGAUACCCCACGGGCGAAGAGCGCUGCAUUGCCUGCAAGCUCUGCGAAGCCAUCUGCCCCGCGCAAGCAAUCACCAUCGAAGCCGAAGAGCGCCAGGACGGCAGCCGCCGCACCACACGCUACGACAUCGACAUGACGAAAUGCAUCUACUGCGGUUUCUGCCAGGAGAGCUGUCCCGUCGACGCCAUCGUCGAGACGCCCAACGCCGAGUACGCCACCGAGACCCGCGAGGAGCUGCUCUACAACAAGGAGAAAUUACUCGCCAAUGGUGAUAAGUGGGAGCCUGAAUUGGCGGCCGCCGCUAGGGCCGACGCUCCUUAUAGAUAGAUAGAUUAGAUAGAUUGAUACCUACCUACCUACCUGAAGAUAGAUAGAUGGGUUGAUUUUGACCUUGGCGGUUUUUUUGGUUCUCUUUUGUGGAAAAGGGGCGUAUGCAUCAUCAUUUUUUUUAUGUUGUAUGUUUUAAAUAAAAAACAUCAAAGAAAGUAUUGUUGUAUAGCCUUAACGAAGAAUACUUGUUUUGGCUACACACACACUUUUAUAUCCCUCCCUC
Messenger RNA from Amorphotheca resinae ATCC 22711, 910 nucleotides. RefSeq lists its product as hypothetical. Gene Ontology annotation, cellular component: membrane. The coding region runs from base 1 to 684 and encodes 227 amino acids. Gene Ontology annotation, molecular function: NADH dehydrogenase activity; 4 iron, 4 sulfur cluster binding. The record is from RefSeq and is a predicted model, not a curated record. Gene Ontology annotation, biological process: mitochondrial electron transport, NADH to ubiquinone; mitochondrial respiratory chain complex I assembly. Lineage: Eukaryota; Fungi; Ascomycota; Leotiomycetes; Helotiales; Amorphothecaceae. The transcript is spliced from 4 exons.